AUGGAAGAGAACGGGGAAGCGCUAUGGCAGUACGAUGUCACGGGGGAACCCCAAGAUGUAGAAAAGAACACUGGGCGAACAACAUAUCACGUUCAAAUGCCUAUCGGCGAGACAGAGGAUAGAACGGGCGCCCACCGACGUGUCUCGUCUCGCGGUUCGGGGGAUGAAGAGAGGCAUGACCGGCAGAGCGCUUCUUACCAGCAACAGUGCCUGGAGCAAGGAGAGGAAAAGGAUGUCUUGCAGCAGAGGACGCUGGGCGGCAAUUCUUUGACAAAAAUGGCGGAUGACAGGAGAGAAGCAGGGGCGCAUGAACAGGAUGAAGAGAACGACGACGAAAACGCGGAGAGGGAGUUGGAUGGGCACAGCGCGCCCGGCGGGGGUUUAACUGUAGAGCAACUCACUGCAAACGAAGGGCAGUUUAGAACUGGACAAUGUGAGCAAGAGCUGCAGUCACGCGAGGCAGAAAAUAGAGAGCAGGACGAGGCACGAGGGCACGGACAGGGUACUGCCGGUGAGCUCGACCUUGCUUCUGGUAGCGCGGAAGAUAAUAGAGCGCACGGUUUCCAUUUCGCCGGCGUCAUAGAUAGUGACGCGAAACCAGAAUUCCACCCCGAUAACGAAGGUGCCCUCCUGACUCACACACCCUCUGCUGAGACUCCUGAAAAGAGCACAUCCCCGAGGCCACCCGCGUCGUCGAAAUCAGGGCUGCGUCUUCGGUUCAGGACGAUCGCAUCAAUCGUUGACUGCCUACCACGUCUCCAAGAUCCUGCGGCGCGACGCCGCGAAGCCGCAGCAGUGGCUGGCGAGAUUCUCGAUUCUCUGGAGCACAGAGCUGAAACACUGCUCUGCUGCUACAACACACGGAGUGUCGCACAAAUGAACAAGCACGCAAGAAGCGGCCGCGCAGGCUCCGAGUCGGCAGCUUGGCCACGGUUUGAACCUUCACCCGAGCCAAUCGAGGAAGGCGCAAGCACCAUGUAUGGACAGUGGAAACUUAAAGAGGAGGCGGCCGCUGGGGUAGCCACGGAAGCUCUCCGUGCAGUUGCCCAGCUCGCAAUAGACCAGAUUGCGACCUCGCGUAUUUCAGCUCAAGCUCGCGGUGAGGACACAAAGACGAUGUCCCCUAGAUUAUGGAAAGCUCAGACCGAUAGUGAAGACCCGGUGAGAGGACCCGAGAGCACUUCAGCAAAAGGUGCUUCCUCGGGGUGGCUGCCCUCUGAGGAAAGAAUGUUGGGAGACAGGACAGACUCGCGAAUGACCGUGGACGGAGACAGUGCUGCUGCGACUGAAACGCGCCGCGAGGAGCCACGAGGAGAUGUCACGUGCAAGCCAGACGACAAGGCUGCGGAGGAAUUCGAUCUUUGGGUUGGACGAGACGCCAAACUCUGUCCCCAAGGCAUGCCAGGUGUAGGUCCGAGAGCUUUGCUGGCUCCUGUGGAGGAGGCAAGGGGAGGCGGUACAGGAACUUUUCUGCGGGAUACUGGUUUCACUGUUCCACGGCAUCAAGGAGGCCAAAACCCGACGCAGAACCGACAAGACUCCUCUUGUACUUUCGCGAAUAAAGCCGACAUUUCAGCCAAGGCCGCGGCUGCACGAGCUGCCCUCACGCCUGCGCUGAAGCACGAGAAGCUGUGGCAAAUAUUCGGUCGAAACACUGACGCAGGGCGGCUGCUCCAUCAGUUGUACGCGUCAAAAAUAGCUGCAGUCGGAGCCGCGGAUAUCGUGUAUCCCGUGCCGAAGUCUAUCAAGGAUCUAAGGGGGAGCCCGAGCUUCCGUAUCAUCAAUCCGCCUACGAGGAAACCUGGCGCGGGACCGGGAGGUGUGUCCAGUAGAGCACGAAUUGCAGUUCCUCGUGUAGGCCGCCAUCCUGUCACCCGGACCGGCAUUUCUGAGGGGCCCGAUGGCGGGGGUUGCGGCUCAUCCGCAGUGUCAGGCCGAGCUGUGCGCGGAAAGCGCUCGUUAGCAAAGAUAGCAGAAGGGGCGGAGAGACAGAGAAGAGAAAUUCUAGCCGAGGCCACAGCAGCGGCUGUUAGAGCUGCAACAUCAUGCAGCGGACACUCACGGACUCGUGAGCACGCGAAAGAAGUCCUCCAAGAAGCGUUCUAUGUAGGGGAAUGUAUGAUUCUUCCCCCCGAAGCGCGCCUUCCCGCCGUAACUAAAACGGCGCGUGCGAAAGUCUUCGAGACUGUUGUCGGCACUGGACAAGCUACAGAAGGGCACACAGGGAGUGAGGGGCGAACAGCAGCGAAGUCGACCUUUAGUGGAAAAGCGAGUGAGCGCGAUGGCCGCCACCAGACGGACCCCGAGACGGGGAUGACCCUAGAGCAGCGGACGCUGUAUGCUCAAACCAUUCGUGAAAUCCAGCAUCGGCAGGAAAGGCUACAAAAACUUCGCGAGUCGCUUCCCGAUGAGGUCCUCGCCGCAGCCGCGUUUCAUGGGACUGAGGGUGGAACCAGCUUGGGCAAGUUCACUCAAAAUAGUCACGCGAAAGCGGGUGAGGCUCUGGUAGCACAGCUGGCGCGCAGUCGUCGGGCGAAAAGAAAGGUUCAAGAAAAUCUCUACCAGGAAACCAAGCUGGAACGCGAGAUUGCAGAGCGUGUCCGUGACCUUCAGACGCUGACUCGGCUUUGCGAGGAUCAGCUCCGCCAGCGAGACGGCUCAACUCAAGACUAA
Besnoitia besnoiti is the source of this 2673-nucleotide messenger RNA. RefSeq lists its product as uncharacterized. NCBI's taxonomy places the organism in Eukaryota, Apicomplexa, Conoidasida, Eucoccidiorida, Sarcocystidae. The record is from RefSeq and is a predicted model, not a curated record. The transcript is spliced from 3 exons. The coding region runs from base 1 to 2673 and encodes 890 amino acids.